Messenger RNA from Pimephales promelas (fathead minnow), 1811 nucleotides. RefSeq lists its product as uncharacterized. NCBI's taxonomy places the organism in Eukaryota, Metazoa, Chordata, Actinopteri, Cypriniformes, Leuciscidae. The record is from RefSeq and is a predicted model, not a curated record.
UAUUGUCAUGUGAUUCAUUAGCUUCAGCAUAAAUAGCCCACUGUUGGUUCUAGUCUAGUGUCUGGUUAUUUACCUGUAUGAUCGUGUUUUCUGCUGUCAUGGCUACUGUGAAGACGAUCCUCGCUGUCCUUUAUCUGCUUCAAUACUGCUGUUUGGGCUCAGACAUGAAUUGUAAGCAGGGAGAAGCAUGCACACCCAUCCAGGAAACCACACAAGUGUUCUGCGAGUGUCACAAGAUUUUCCGCGGUCCAUCAUGUAAUGACUAUGCAGAUCUUGAAGAUAAAAUCAAUUAUAUGGUCUAUAAACCAGUCCCUGAUCUGCCAACAAUUUAUUUCAGUAUAAAGGAGCUAAAGGACUUCACUAAAGAAAUAGUUGAGUCUGUUCGACGUGACAUCCAGUGGACACAAAUCUUUGUGAAAUACAGUAAUGUGACUGAGAAGUUUCGAAACAUCAGCACUCUGCACACACAACUUAAAAACUAUACAAUUACCCAACGCCAAUAUGUUUCUGAAGUUGGAGCUCAGUUCACAGGGGGAAACUCUUUUCAACUUUAUCUCAGAAACUUUCACCACAUGAUGAUGGGCACUGGAUUUGGAGAAGGGAUUCUGGAUAUUUUCCGUAAGUCACUGGUCCAGGACUUACAAAGUCAGACUAGUGAGCCAGUAGAGUGCACAAAAUACUACAGUGAUCAGAUUGAUUAUUUUGUGCGCUACAUGUUUGCUCUUGAAAAGGAAGCGGUUUUAGCUUGGUCAAAAUAUCUACUAGUCACUGGAAAAUCAGAGAACAGUAAUUCACUCGAGAAGUUUUUUCAGGACUAUGUCUCACAGCAGUGGAGACUCUUCAAUAAAAAUGGAUGUGGCCCUCUAAAGGCCGGGGAUCUUCUGAACAGCCACUGUGAGAAGCUCUACCACAGCACAGCCCAGCAGCAGGUGAAACUGAAAUGUGGUGGAUCAUACAAGCCCUUCCCCGAGAUCGAGGUGUGCUCUGGAGGACAGUGGAGGGCCUCACCUGUGUGCUACAAGGAGCAGGUUAACGGACGAGUCGAGUGCAGAUCUGAAGGUGGAGCCACUGUCUGCAAGGCCACAUGUUCAUCUGGCUGGGGCUCCGCCACACACCCUGAACCAUCCGAGUACAAAUGCUCACAGCCGCCUUGUCCAUCCUUCAUACCACACCAGUGUAACAACUGCACACAAAACAGCGUUUGUAAGGACAAUGAGGUCUGCACUGGCACCAUCGGCACAUGUCGUGAUGUGUGUCAAUUUAAACCCAGCAGCUGCAGGAGUCAGGUCCUCCAGUGGGUUCAGACCAGAGAUGUGCCCAGCAAUGCUGUUCUUUCUAAAACUCAACUUGCGGUGUGCAAAGCCAUUGGACCUGACAGUGGGUGGCACAGUGGAUUUGUGCAGGAUCAGCGCUGCAAUUAUGAAUAUAACGGGGACGCGCAUCAGGCCUAUAGCUAUGAGGUUCUGGUUGAUCCCUGUGGAGGAAGAGGUUGGAAAUGGAUGGAGGGGGAACAGGGGAACAUGGUCUCGUAUGACGAAUCGAAGAGGUUUCCAGGAGUCAAAUACUUUGUCUGUAGUUUGAAGAGUGAUGGCCUUGUUGGGAAGCUUUUCAACACGCGAUUUGGUUUUCAGUGCCAUAUUCUCAGGAAUGGAGAGACAAGACAUGGAAGUUUCUAUGCUCUGGUUCCACAACCAUGUCUCUUACCUUUCAGUACUUAAGUUUCUUUAGUUAAUUUUUAUCCUUUGGGUUGGUGGAGGUGCUGUAUUCAUCUUUCGGAAGAGACUAAAUAUAAACCCACAGAUGAAAAGAAG